ACGUUUCCGGCGGUUCGACGUGAUGACGUACGAAACGGGAAGCGCCUUCUGAACUUGUUGCCACGUCGAAAUAUCCCUGUCGGGUUUAUUCACUGGGAAUCAACCUAAUCUAUGGUUUAAUAUUAACCACAACAAUCAUGGUCUCCGUUAUCAACACAGUGGAUACCUCGCAUGAGGACAUGAUUCACGAUGCCCAGAUGGACUACUAUGGCACGCGACUGGCCACCUGCUCAUCCGACCGCACCGUCAAGAUCUUUGAUGUCAGGAAUGGAGGGCAGAUAUUGGUAGCAGACCUGAGGGGCCACGAGGGUCCUGUGUGGCAGGUGGCAUGGGCCCACCCCAUGUACGGUAACAUCCUGGCCUCUUGCUCGUACGACCGCAAGGUCAUCGUCUGGAAGGAGGAGAACGGCUCCUGGGACAAGAUGUACGAAUACACUGGACACGAGUCCUCAGUGAACUCGGUGUGCUGGGGACCAUAUGACUUUGGUCUGAUCCUGGCUUGUGGGAGCUCUGACGGCGCCAUCUCUCUGCUCACCUUCACUGGAGAACAGCAGUGGGACGUGAAGAAGAUCAGCAAUGCACACACAAUUGGCUGCAACGCAGUUAGCUGGGCUCCAGCUGUGGUCCCUGGCAGUCUAGUGGACCAGCCGUCAGGACAGAAACCAAACUACGUCAAGCGCUUUGUCUCUGGCGGAUGCGACAACCUGGUCAAACUCUGGAAGGAGGAAGAUGGCCAAUGGAAGGAGGACCAGAAGCUUGAGGCUCACAGCGAUUGGGUGAGAGACGUUGGCUGGGCUCCUUCUAUUGGUCUGCCCACCAGCACCAUCGCCAGCUGCUCACAGGAUGGGCGGGUGUUCAUCUGGACGUGUGAGGACCCGACAGGGAACACCUGGACGCCCAAGCUGCUCCACAAGUUUGUUGACGUCGUCUGGCACGUCAGCUGGUCCAUCACUGGAAACAUCCUCGCCGUCUCCGGGGGCGACAACAAGGUGACACUCUGGAAGGAGUCUAUGGACGGCCAGUGGGCUUGUAUCAGUGAUGUCAGCAAGGGCCAGGGGGCGGUGUCCUCCAUCACAGACACUCAGCAGAGCGAGCAGUGAUGCACUCACUCACACACAUGAAGUACAAUACACAUCUCAUAACACACACUCAGCAAGCAGUGACACACACCAUAACACACAAAACACACACACACAUAUUACAACACACGUGCAUACACUCACACGCGAACAUGUACACACACACACACACACACACACACACACACACACACACACACACACACACACACACACACACACACACACACACACACACACCAGAUGUGAUGUCCUGAAACAUUCCGUCUGCACCUUCACUCCAACCUAUCUCAUAAUGCCUUGCGGGUCUAGUGGCCACCCUCUGAUUGACUCUCAUCAUAGCUCAUCAAUCUGCAGACACAUCCUUCAGAACCAAACGAGUUCUGGUGGUUCUGUUUCUCUCCCUGGGUUCUCCAGAAUCUUGUGAAUAGGAUUUGAAACUGGUUCCAAACCAGCUUAAACCUCCCUCUAAUUUGAACCCUCCCCCCCCCAGCUGCCCAGAGCAGUUAUGUGGAGGAUAAUCAAACAUGAUUGAAACAAACUGUUAAAUACUAGAACAUGUUUAAACAAAGACACCUGGCGGUCUUUUUCAAGUGUAAAUUUUGAGGAAAUGAUUUGUAUGUUUUUUUUUCGUGAAUGAUAUUAAAUUAAAAA
Molecule: messenger RNA, 1733 nt
Organism: Gadus chalcogrammus (walleye pollock)
Lineage: Eukaryota; Metazoa; Chordata; Actinopteri; Gadiformes; Gadidae
Gene: sec13
Product: SEC13 homolog, nuclear pore and COPII coat complex component
Exons: 9
Coding region: 138-1100 (320 amino acids)
Biological process (GO): protein import into nucleus; positive regulation of TOR signaling; COPII-coated vesicle budding
Cellular component (GO): nuclear pore outer ring; COPII vesicle coat
Molecular function (GO): structural molecule activity; protein binding
Source: RefSeq, a predicted model, not a curated record